Molecule: messenger RNA, 957 nt
Organism: Phoenix dactylifera (date palm)
Lineage: Eukaryota; Viridiplantae; Streptophyta; Magnoliopsida; Arecales; Arecaceae
Product: NEFA-interacting nuclear protein
Cellular component (GO): nucleus
Source: RefSeq, a predicted model, not a curated record
CGUUUGCAUUUUCCGGUGAUCGGAGGAUGUUAUUUUCGCAGACAAGGGAAGGGAAGGGAAGAGAAGAGAAGCCACCGCCGGGGAAAGAUGGACAACGAUCACGCCGCCGCCUCCGCGCCCAUUAGGCUGGUCAACUUCAUCUCCGAGGAAGAGUUGGAUCAGGCCAAGAAGACGAGGGGUGAGAGAGUCGACGACGGCACCGCUCAGCGAGACAAGCCCUUGUACGAGAUAUUAAAAGAGAAUAAAGACAGAAAAGAUGCCGAAUUCAACGAGAGAUUCAAGCAUAGACCACCCAAAGCUCUAGAUGAGGAUGAGACAGAGUUUCUAGAUAAUUUGGAGAUGUCAAAGCGAAAAUAUGAGCGGCAACUGGCAGAUGAAGAUGCCCAGCAACUUCGCAGUUUCCAAGAAGCUUUGGCUGCCCAGUCAUCUAUUGUUCAUGAGCUCAAGGAGACUCCUACCACUGCUCGAGCUGAGGAAAAGAAGCCAGUUGCAAAGAGGAGUCAUGAUGCACGGCCAGGGCACCUGAUUAUCUCGGUAAAACCACAAGCAAAGAAGGCAAAGAUAGACACCAAAUCUGAUAAAUCCUCAGUCACUGACAAACCAUCAAAUGGACAAGUAGAUGAUAAGCUGCUUGGUGUUGCUUCUGUAGAGUCUGUCGGUGGUUUGGUCUCAUAUAGUGAUGAAAGUGAUGAUGACUGAUAUUGCUCUCGAUAUGUUAUCAUUUCUCUUGAUUUUGAUAUUUUUGCAGCAAUCUUCUUGUUAGAAACCCGGGUCAUAUGUAUAUUAGAUCAAGUUUCUUUGACCUUAGUAGUUUCAUUACCCAGUGUGCUUAAGCAUAUUGCACCAUGAUGUCUUUGUUCCAUAUAAGAUGCCUUUGCACUUGAAUUUUCUAAUCAGAGUGAUAGCAUAUGGAGAAGCAGGCGAUUUUCUGCCUUUCUUCUUCCAGACUUUUUUUUC